GGGGGCGUGGGUCAUUCAACAAGCUAGGAGACAACAAUGACUGGAGAGUCUCCGGGAGAGAUCCCGUCUGCGUCAGGAAGACUCUCCGCCCCGGAUCGUGGAACAUCCCUCCGACCUGAUUGUGUCCAAGGGGGAGCCGGCCACCCUCAACUGCAAGGCGGAGGGCCGCCCCGCUCCCACCGUGGAGUGGUACAAGGAUGGCGAGCGGGUGGAGACGGACCGCGACAACCCUCGAUCCCAACGCAUGCUCCUUCCAAGCGGCUCCCUCUUCUUCCUGCGCAUCGUCCACGGACGCCGCUCCAAACCGGACGAGGGCUCGUACGUCUGCGUUGCCCGCAACUACCUGGGAGAAGCCGUGAGCCACAACGCAUCGCUGGAAGUAGCCUUGCUCCUGAUGACUUCAGACAGAACCCGGCGGACGUGAUGGUGGCAGCGGGUGAGCCGGCUGUCCUGGAGUGCAUGCCGCCUCGCGGACAUCCCGAGCCAAGCAUCUCGUGGAAGAAGGACAGCGCCAACAUCGACGACCGGGACGAACGAAUCACUAUCCGAGGAGGGAAGCUGAUGAUAACUAAUGCCAGAAAAAGCGAUGCUGGGAAAUAUGUAUGUGUCGGCACCAACAUGGUAGGAGAGAGGGAAAGCGAGAUCGCUGAGCUCACUGUGCUUGAGCGGCCCAGCUUUGUGAAGCGUCCCGGCAGCCAGGUGGUGCUGGUGGACCAGAGCGUGGAGUUCAGGUGUGAGGCCCGAGGUGACCCAGUUCCCACCGUGCGCUGGAGGAAGGAGGACGGAGACCUGCCCAAGGGAAGAUAUGAGAUCCGCGAGGACCACACUCUGAAGAUCCGUCGUCUGACUUCUGCCGAUGUGGGUUCCUACACCUGUGUGGCUGAGAACAUGGUGGGCAAGGCGGAGGCGUCGGCCUCCCUCACCGUCCACGUCGUGUCUGUGCCCCCGGCAUUCGUGGUUAGGCCUCGGAACCAGGUGGUGGCCGUGGGCAGAACCGUAACCUUCCAAUGCGAGGCCACUGGAAACCCCCAGCCUGCCAUAUUCUGGCAGAGAGAAGGCAGCCAGAACCUGCUGUUCUCCUACCAGCCUCCCCAGCCAUCCAGCCGUGUCUCCGUCUCCCAGACAGGGGACUUGACCAUCACGGACGCCGAGCGCUCGGAUGUGGGCUACUACAGCUGCCAGGCCCUGAACAUCGCCGGCUCCGUCAUCACCAAGGCUCUGCUGGAGGUCACGGAUGUUGUUUCCGAUCGCCCGCCCCCGGUUGUCCGCCAGGGUCCGACCAAUCAGACGGUAGCAGUGGAUGGGACUGUGGUCUUGAGUUGCCUAGCAACUGGAAACCCCGCCCCCACCAUCCUGUGGAGGAAGGAUGGAGUUUUGGUGUCCAGUCACGACUCCCGGGUCAAACAGCUGGAUACCGGGGCCCUUCAGAUCCGCUACGCCAAGCUGGGUGACACGGGUGUGUACACAUGCAUCGCCUCCACGCCCAGCGGUGAGGCGUCGUGGAAGGCCUACCUGGAGGUUCAAGAGUUCGGCGUUCCGGUGCAGCCUGCCAGACCCACCGACCCUAACCUCAUCCCCAGUGCCCCGUCCAAACCCGAGGUCACGGACAUCACCCGCACCUCCGUCUUCAUAUCCUGGAAGCCCAGCCUCACGGGAGCCACGCCCACCUCCUACAUCAUCGAGGCCUUCAGCCACACGUCGGGCAGCAGCUGGCAGACCCUGGCCGAUCACGUGAAGACCGAGUCGUACGUGCUGAAAGGCCUGAAGCCCAACGCUGUGUACCUCUUCGUGGUCCGAGCCGCCAAUGCCUACGGCCUCAGCGACCCCAGCCCCAUCACGGACGCCGUCAAAACGCAAGAAAUCCCCCCCACCAGUCAGGGAGUGGACCACCGUCAGAUCCAGAGGGAGUUGGGGGAGGUCCUCAUCCACCUACACAACCCCACUAUCCUGUCCUCCUCCUCCGUCAGGGUGCAGUGGACGGUGGAGCAGCAGUCGCCAUACAUCCAGGGCUAUAAGGUGAUGUACCGGGCCUCUCCAGAGGGGGCCGCGCAGAGGAGCGACUGGGCUGUGUUCGAGGUGAGGACCCCCGGGGAGGACAGCGCUGUGGUGCCCCAGCUCAGGAAGGGGGUCACCUACGAGUUCAAAAUCCGUCCCUUCUUCAAUGAGUUCCAGGGAACUGACAGUGAGGUCAAGGUAGCCAAGACACUGGAGGAAGCCCCCAGCGCAGCUCCUCGAGGGGUUACCGUCACAGAGAGCGGGGACAAUGGGACCGCCAUCGUGGUCUCCUGGCAACCGCCGCCAGAGGAAGAGCAAAACGGGGUGGUCCAGGAGUACAAGAUCUGGUGUUUAGGGAAUGAGAGCAGGUACCAUAUUAACCGGACGGUGGAUGGCAGUACCUUCUCCGUUCUGAUCCCCAGCUUGGCUGCCGGGAUCCGCUACAGCGUGGAGGUCGCAGCCAGCACCGGGGCCGGCCCAGGGGUCAAGUCUGACGUCACCUUCUUCCAGAUAGACUCGUCUGGUCGCGUGACGGAGGGCGUGGCCGACCCGGAGAACACCCUGUCCCAGCAGAUCAGCGACGUGGUGAAGCAGCCGGCCUUUAUCGCGGGCAUCGGAGCCGCCUGCUGGAUCAUUUUGAUGGUGUUCAGCAUCUGGCUCUACCGACACCGCAAGAAGAGGAGCGGCCUCAGCACCAGCUACGCGGGAAUCCGCAAGGUACCCUCCUUCACCUUCACCCCUACAGUGGCGUACCAGAGAGGAGGAGAGGCUGUCAGCAGUGCUGGAAGGCCUGGUUUGCUGAACAUCGGGGAGUCCCCCACACAGCCCUGGCUGGCAGACACCUGGCCGAACUCCUGCUCCAAUCACAACGACUGCAGCAUGAACUGCUGCACGGCGGGUCAAGGCAACAGUGACAGCAACCUGGCCACAUACAGCCGCCCCGCCGACUGCAUCGCCAACUACAGCAACCAGAUGGAGAGCAAGCAGACCAACCUGAUGGUCCCUGAGGGUGGGCUGUACGGAGAUGUGGACCUCUCCAACAAGAUCAACGAGAUGAAGACCUUCAACAGCCCCAACCUGAAGGACGGGCGCUUCGUCGGCCCGGGGGGACAGCCCACGCCCUAUGCCACCACGCAGCUCAUCCAGUCCUCCAUCCUAGGAAACAACAUCAACACCGAGAGGGACAGAGGGAGCGGAGGAGGAGGCGGGGGGGGAGAGGUGAACGAGAAGCACGGCUGGAAGCCCGCGUCGGCUCAGCACCAGAAGCAACAGGAAAUGAGCUCACAGCUCCACCAGUACAACAUCAUGGAGCAGAACAGGCUGAACAUGGACCACUACAGAGCCGGGGACUGUCCCAUGCCAGCCACCAUCCCCUACAACCAGGCCCACGACGGCCACACCGGUGGGUCUUACAACAGCUCGGACCGGGGAAGCAGCAGCACUUCUGGGAGUCAAGGCCAAAAGAAGGGAGUGCGCACCCCCAAACUGCCCAAACAGAACGCAAUGAACUGGGCCGACCUCCUGCCCCCGCCCCCAGCCAACCCGCCCCCCUGCCACAACACAGAGGAGUACUCCCUGUCCAUGGACGAAAGCUACGACCCAGACAUGCAGUGCCCCCUGCCCCCCUCGUGCAUGUACCUGCAACCGGACGAGCUGGAGGACGAGGAGAUGGAGAGGGGCCCCACUCCGCCCGUGAGGGGGGCUGCUUCGUCUCCUGCCGCGGUCUCCUACAGCCACCAGUCCACGGCCACCCUCACCCCGUCGCCCCAGGAGGAGCUCCAACCCAUGCUGCAGGAGACGCUGGAUAGCUCCGGACAUGAGCGCAGACGCCACGCGGCCAGCCCGCCGCCCCGUCCCCUGUCCCCGACCCACACAUACGGCUACAUCUCCGGCCCUCUGGCCCUGGACAUGGACGGCCCGGAGGAGGAGGAGAUGCCGGAGGAGGAGGGGGACGAGACGGACGCCGAGGUGGCCAAGGUGCACCGUCACCGCCACCACCACACCCACCCCCACCCACACCAGCCCCACCAGAUGCACCCGCGGCGGCUUCUGCUGCGGGGCCUGGAGCAGACCCCGGCCUCCAGCGUGGGGGACCUGGAGAGCUCUGUGACGGGCUCCAUGAUUAACGGCUGGGGUUCGGCCUCCGAGGAGGACAACGCCUCGUCGGGGCGCUCCAGCGCCGUCAGCUCCUCGGACGGCUCCUUCUUCACGGACGCCGACUUCGCCCAGGCCGUGGCGGCCGCCGCCGAGUAUGCCGGCCUCAAGGUGGCCAAGUAUCCCAACCCCGCGCCCUGCCAGGAGGGAGGCCCCGGAGCACGAAAGUACCAAAUGACCCCCUCUGGCCACCGCCCGGGGAGCCCCUUGUCCACAGACAGCAACAUGAGCACGGCCAACAUGCAGAAGAGGCCCCCUAAGAAGCAGAAGCAGCAUCCUGCAGCCGUCCACCCAGGGCCCCAGCGACGUGAGGCCUACCCUGAAGAUCUGCCUCCUCCCCCCAUCCCCCCUCCAGCGGCGCUCAAGUCCCCCACACACCCUUCCAAAACUGCCUUGGAGGGCCGAGGGGUCCUGUCCCCAAAGGCAGGCGAGGGAAGGGAGAGGAGAGGGGGCUCAGGGGGUGGUUACAGGCCACGGGAGGGAUCGGACACCCGUACCAGCUCCUCAGAGCGCCGGGAAGACCAGGACAGGCCGAAGACGUCACGUGGAGGAAAGGGGAGCAAAUACGAGGGGAGCAGCGGCAACAGCAAGGCACGUCAACAUCCAGGACCAGAGGAUAUCCUUCCCUACAGCCGUCCCUCCUUCCCCACGGUCCACACUCCCAGAGACAGGGACCCAAGUUCCUCUAGCUCCAUGUCCUCCCGGGGCUCAGGGGGCCGGCGGAGAGGGGAGGGCGUCUUAGGGGCCCGCAGGAACCCAAACGACAUGAGCCUGAACACCAUGGGGGCCUUCCAGCCAGAAGAUGAGGACUUAGAGAUGGUGGAGAGCUGAAGAUUAAGACCGGUCUGUCCAAAAGGAAUUUUCAAUAAGAGGAACGCUGUGAUCGUUCCUUUUCCCAUUUUAAAUAUCUCAGUAUCGCACCAUCAUGUCUGCUGACAAAUACUGUACGUCAAUCGUGUUUCUAUACAUCUGAAAAACAGACCAGUUGUUUUUCUAAUUUAUCAUUUUCUAUGUCCACUUUCAAGAAGAAAGAAAAAUGGCGGAGGAUAAAAGAGGGUGCGUAAAUACAAAGCAAAAUACCCAGUAGUAUGUUAUGUUUUAUUCCAAUGCAAUAUGGAGUAACGUUGGACUCCAGUUAUUGACACGAUUGACUCAGCUUGCCUUGGCAAAAUCUGUGGGAAGCACUGCCCGUACAGUCUGGAGUUACUGUAAUUCAAUUAGCUACAAGCAGAACGGGUGGACUGUCUUGUAAAUAUACGUGUAUACAUAAUGUCCUGUUGUUUAUGCGCCCAUUGUGGUACUUCAAAUUUGUCUUCCUUGUUUUUUUUGCAAAUUAUAAUUUUAUUAUGCCAGUAAAUAUAAUUAUUUUGUAAUUUUCCAUCCAUGUUGUAAAUUGCUAAUUUAGCUGCCCUGAGAAAGUGCCACUUUGGGAUAUUUUAUUUUGUUUUUUUAUUUUUUGUUUUUAUGCACUGUUAUAUUUUGUUGUUGUCGUCAAUGUUUGUCGUUUGUUUUACUUUGGUUUUAAAAGCACAAUCACUAAACUUUAUUUUAAACCAUUUUAUCUAUUAACCUUUUUGUCUUACCAAGAACUACAGGUAUGACAAAAGAGUCUUGUUAAUCCUGAUGAUGAUGAUGAUGAUGUAUGUAAAGGUGAUAAGCUGGGUACGAUGGGCGUGGUUUAAAAGCAGACUCCAUGUGUUAUGAUUGGCUCAUUUCAGAUUCUAAUGCUAGCUCAAGUGACGACCCUUACACAGACACAGUCAAUGUGGGUCAUAGCAGCAAUGUAAAUGUAUUUUUGAAUUGACCGUAGUUCCAGCCAUUGCACAUUAAUUCAAACAGUUACAUUGUCUACUAACGCACUUAAAAGAAUGUAACACAAAAAAUGGGUGUCACCAUGGGAAUCUGGAGAGGCCGUGAUUGGACAAGGAGUCUUUUUCUCCAAAAAAGGGAUUGAUAAGUUGAUCCUUUCUCUGAGAUGGUGCUGUUGUUUAUUCAUAGGACAUCUGCAAACAUUUGUUUCGUAAAGCAGAAAAAUCUAAAGAACGCAAAAAAAUGAUGAAUAAAAAAUGUUCAAACUA
Messenger RNA from Esox lucius (northern pike), 6227 nucleotides. It is a transcript of the gene robo1, whose product is annotated as roundabout, axon guidance receptor, homolog 1 (Drosophila). The transcript is spliced from 30 exons. The record is from RefSeq and is a predicted model, not a curated record. Gene Ontology annotation, biological process: axon midline choice point recognition; Roundabout signaling pathway; axon guidance. Lineage: Eukaryota; Metazoa; Chordata; Actinopteri; Esociformes; Esocidae. Gene Ontology annotation, molecular function: axon guidance receptor activity; protein binding. The coding region runs from base 37 to 4980 and encodes 1647 amino acids.